AUUUGCCGGUGGCAAUGCAGAUAGAAAAUGGGCUGAUAACAGAAAAAUCAAAAGAGGAUAUUGCAAAAGAUCUGAAGAUUAACAUUGAAAUUCUCCAAGGAUGUCUUAAACAAGCAAAAGAUCUUUCGUUCAUUGCCGUAGUAGAUGUCCUGUUCAACAAUGGUUUAGUAUACUUAAGACUUGAUGUAAAAAGCGAAGCCCAACUUGAAACCAUAUAUGAAAAUCUUUUGGGCAGGAAAAACGCAUUCUCCGAAUGGUUGUCCAACUAUUUCAUGGAUAAGUCAAUGGAGUUUAUAGCAGGAUUGAGCUUAAAUACGAAAAUAAACUGCCACAUCUGGAUACCAAAGAAUAUAUAUUUGAAAUGUAAAUUGGAACUUUGCGAGCAAGAAGAAUGUGACAGAAAUGAAAAUAACGACGAACAGAGCAAACCUGUUAAGAAUAAUAUCAGCAGCGUGAGCCAGAUGGUUGCUCAAAUUGAAUCUUCCAAUUCGAUGUCAAAAAGCAAAAUAACUCCUACAGACACUACGAGUAUUGACAGUAAAGUUCAAAAGCCACCCGGUGGAUAUCCGUACGAAUCAAGAGAGCAACAAUUGCCAUCUUCAACAAAAGGAGAAUUUGUUAUGAAGACGUUUUUAUUAUACUACCCAUACACAAAAGGUUGGACUGUUAAAAGAAUUCAAAUUGAAAGUGACAGCAAAUAUCUUAAAGCUAUUAUGAAACGGCAUGGUCCUGAAAUGUAUGAAUAUUCGGUUAAUAUACCAAAAGAAGAAGUAAAUUUCUCAUACCAUUAUAUAUGUCAUUUAAAAAGUGAAAGCUUGUUUAAUGUGAAGGGAAAUUUGAUGGGAACUCCUCCAGUGAGAAGUAGGAACUACCAUGUAGAUGAAAAAACUUUACAGAGGGAUUCCUGGAUGCGUCAAGGACAGAAAAUACAAGAUCCGUUCAAAUAUGAUGAGGAAUGCCUGGCUGCACACUUGACUGAUAUAUUAUUUCAUUGUGAGUCAAACAUUUCUAUAAAUGAUGCCUGCAAUCAAAUAGAAAAGUUGUGUGAAAGAUCCCUACCGAAGAUGAAUGCAUUGCGUCUGUUGAAAGAAUUUGAACAGUUUCUUCCAUCAGGUUCAAAUAAAACAAAACUUUUAUUUGUUGUGGCCAUCGGAAAUGUUUUGAAAAAUCCUCAACAAUUAGAACAAGGAGAAACAUUAACCCGCUUAACAAUUAAAAGCCUGUUGGACAAUUUAAGAUACUUUAGAUUAGGAGAUUUUCAUGCUUCCUGCAGAGUGUACGUAAAAAAUGUUUGCUUUGCACUAUGUUGGACUUUGUACGGAGAACAAAUGUGUGUGGUCGAAUAUCUUAACACUUGUUGUCCCUUUUAUGAUGACACAUUUAUUUUGGAUCGACUCCAGUAUUAUGUCAAAACACGCACAAUUAUUGCACGCGAUAAAGAGUCAAUAUUUGACCAUGCACUUCAAUUUUGUUAUAAAUUGUACAACUCGUCAAGGCAAGAGUCAUCAAAUCAAGCACGAGACGCUCUUGAUAUACUUCUGAGACAUUUCUCAUUUAAUAUGACUUUAUUUGUUGUAUCAAAAAUGUUAAGCAACAUUAGUGGGAUGUCAGCAGACGAGACAGAUCUACAAAAUGUGCUGUCUAUUGCAUUUCAAGUAAGAAUAGAUACAGAAUUAAGAGCAAUUAAAAAAGACAAAAAUAUUCCAAACUUAUACGACCUUUGGAAAAAAAUAACAAGUAGUGUUAAAGCAUAUAAGCAGCUUCAGACAAAAUUUGAAGAAACAUUGCUUAUCAUCUUAGAGGCCCUUCCUUCAUCAAUUGAAUGCUCUACUGAUAUUGUUGCAAUGUUUGUUAUCGACUUUGGCUUUUUCAGAAACGAGAUUGACAAGCGAAAAUUUCUACAUAUCAUUAUGGUAUCACAUAAUCAAAACAUACAUGAAUUAUUUUUCACAAUUUUGCAGAAUGAAGAAUUUGCAAAUGUUUUUGAUUUUAUAGAAAUUGAUGCCUUUCAAAGAUUUUCGUUUAACUAUCUCACUGGAAAUACUCAUUACAAAAUGGAAAGGGGCCAGGAAUUCCAAGGUUUUUUCACACGCUUUUGUAGACUUUGGAACCUAAAAAAUCUUCCACAAUCUGGCAAGCAAAUUGAAGUUCUUAAGAACAUUCUUCUGCAAGAACUCGACAAAUAUCGACUCAAUGAGUUACUGAAGCACACGAAAGCAAUAGAUAUCAUUUCAGACGAGAACAAAGAUAUAGGCACUAUAUUUGAAUGUUAUAUAAGUCAUACAUUGAAGGAAAGAAAUGAAAGACCGGAGGACGUGCUUAAAAAUCUAUCAGAUCAAAGUGGAAAGCCGAUACUAGAAACAAAUUUAGCUGCAAAAUUGGUGUGCAUGCUUUUGGACAUGAAUGAAAUAAAAUCUGGGGAAUCCUCUGACUUUGACAAUUUUCUUCAUCUUGUUGCUAAGUAUCAGUUUUGGAUACCAGUAUUUCAAUGUACUGGCCAACACAUUGACAUUGUACAUAUGAAUUCAAACUACAUAGCAGCAAGAGUAUGCAUUUCAAGAAUGGGUAAUUAUUUCAAGACACACGAAGUUAACUUUGAAUUCGUUCAAAAACUUGAAAAAAGUCAAGAGUCACGUGAUUCUGCGAAAAGGUUGCUUGAACUAGAAUUCUACACAACUGAAAUCGAUCAGUAUUGGUCCGAAGCAUUGAAUAGGUUCAAAGAGGUUAAAGAUAAACUCCGUAAAACACACGAGGUCUUGGCACAUGUAAAACAAAAUUCUCCAAAUCUUCCUGUUGGUUUCGAAAAUGUGCUCACUAAAAUAUGUGAAAAUGAAAAAAGAUUUGUUACCGGUAUUAUAAAAGCAAAUGAAUGCCGUAAUAAUACCCAUAUGUGGCAAGAUAUAGAGCAGCUGCCAGACAUUUGCGAGUACCUUUAUAAAGUAAUUUCAUCAUAGGUCUUUUGGAAU
Messenger RNA from Ruditapes philippinarum (Manila clam), 2966 nucleotides. RefSeq lists its product as uncharacterized. The record is from RefSeq and is a predicted model, not a curated record. The transcript has 5 exons. The coding region runs from base 15 to 2954 and encodes 979 amino acids. Lineage: Eukaryota; Metazoa; Mollusca; Bivalvia; Venerida; Veneridae.